CGCUGUCUUCCAGCCCAGUGGCGGCUCAAGAUGGCGGCUGACAGUGAGCCCGAGUCCGAAGUGUUUGAAAUCACUGACUUUACCACCGCUUCUGAGUGGGAGAGAUUUAUUUCAAGAGUUGAAGAGGUCUUAAAUGACUGGAAGCUUAUUGGCAUUUCUUCAGGCAAACCUUUAGGAAAGGGUGUGUAUACCACAGAAACGUGGGAGGAAAAAUCAGAUGAGAUCUCUUUUGCUGAUUUCCGAUUCUCAGUCACACAUCAUUAUCUUGUGCAAGAAUCCAGUGAAAAGGAUUCAAAAGAGGAGAUAGUAGAAGAUGCUCUCCCAGUUGCUAUGCAAGAUCUAUUGUGCAUGAACAAUGAUUUUCCUCCCAGAGCACAUUGUCUAGUGAGAUGGUAUGGCUUGCGUGAAUUUGUCGUCAUUGCACCAGCAGCAAAUAAUGAUGCUGUUCUUAGUGAAUCCAAAUGUAACCUCCUCCUGAGUUCAGUUUCUAUUGCAUUGGGGAACACUGGGUGCCAAGUCCCAUUAUUUGUUCAAAUUCAUCACCAAUGGCGAAAAAUGUAUGUUGGAGAAUGUCAGGGUCCUGGAGUUAGAACGGAUUUUGAAAUGGUUCAUCUUCGCAAAGUGCCCAGUCAAUAUACUCAUGUAUCAGGACUACUGGACAUCUUCAAAUCCAAGAUUGGUUGUCCGUUAACUCCAUUGCCUCCAAUUAAUAUAAGUAUUAGACUUACGUAUGUGCUUCAGGACUGGCAGCAAUAUUUCUGGCCCCAGCAACCACCAGAUAUAGAUGCUUUGGUUGGAGGAGAAGUUGGAGGACUAGAAUUUGGAAAGUUACCAUUUGGUGCCUGUGAGGAUCCUAUCAGUGAACUCCAUUUAGCAACUACUUGGCCUCAUCUAACAGAGGGUAUAAUUGUAGACAAUGAUGUUUAUUCAGACUUGGAUCCUCUUCAAGCUCCUCAGUGGUCUGUGAGAGUCCGAAAAGCAGAUAAUCCACAAUGUUUAUUGAGUGACUUCGUUACUGAAUUUUUCAAGCUGUGUCGUCGGAAAGAAUCAACUGAUGAGAUUCUUGGGAAAUCAGCAUUUGAAGAAGAAGGAAAAGAGGUCGCUGAUAUAAGCCAUGCUUUGUCAAAGCUCACAGAACCAGCACCAGUACCAAUCCAUAAACUGUCAGUGACAAAUAUGGUUCACACUGCAAAGAAAAAAAUUCGUAAACACAGGGGGGUAGAUGAAUCACCAUUGAAUAAUGAAGUCCUCAAUACUAUUCUCUUGUACUUAUUCCCUGAUGCUGCUGAUAAAUCAGCAGAUGGAUCUGAAGCCAGAACUAGUACUUCAACAGGAAGCCUCCCUCCUCCAGACAGUGAAGACUAUAAUAUCUACAUCCAGUUCAAAUCUGCUCCUUCAGAUAGUCUUACUUACAAACUGGCCCUUUGUCUUUGUAUGAUCAACUUCUAUCAUGGUGGGGUCAAAGGAGUUGCACAUCUCUGGCAAGAAUUUGUCCUGGAAAUGCGUUACAGAUGGGAGAAUAACUUCUUUGUUCCAGGGUUAGCCAGUGGUGCUCCAGAUUUGAGAUGUUGUUUACUGCACCAGAAACUUCAGAUGUUAAAUUGCUGCAUUGAAAGAAAGAAAGCAAGGGACGAGGGGAAAAAAGCGAAUAGUUUUGACCGUUCAUCUGGUGACCCUGGAAAAACAGACCUGUUGGGCAGAGAGUUUCACAAGGAUAGUGAUAAGGAAAAGGGAGAAGUGGGGAAAUCUUGGGACUCAUGGAGUGAUAGUGAAGAAGAAUUUUUUGAAUGCUUAAGUGACACAGAAGAACUUAAAGCAAAUGGACAAGAAAAUGUGAAAAAAGGGGUUGCAAAAGAAAGCAGCAAAGAAACUUUAGCCUUAAAGCCAGAAGGUCGUCUACAUCAGCAUGGCAACUUAACCUUGCUUCAUUCUGGUGAACCUCUCUAUGUUCCAGUAACACAGGAACCAGCUCCUAUGACAGAAGAUCUAUUAGAAGAACAAUCUGAAGUUUUGGCUAAGCUGGGAACGUCAGCAGAAGGAGCCCAUCUUCGAGCUCGCAUGCAGAGUGCUUGUUUGCUCUCAGAUAUGGAAUCCUUCAAGGCUGCCAAUCCUGGUUGUUGUCUGGAAGAUUUUGUGAGAUGGUAUUCACCUAGGGAUUACAUUGAAGAGGAAAUGGUGGAUGAAAAGGGAAAUGUAGUCAUUAAGGGUGAGCUGAGUGCUCGAAUGAAGAUUCCAAGUAACAUGUGGGUUGAAGCAUGGGAGACAGCAAAACCAAUUCCAGCGAGAAGGCAGAGACGACUCUUUGAUGACACUCGAGAGGCAGAGAAGGUGCUACACUAUUUCGCAGGUCAGAAGCCAGCAGAUCUUGCACGGCACCUUCUACCUUGUGUCCUUCAUGCAGCUGUGCUCAAGGUAAAGGAAGAAGAAUCACUGGAAGAUAUUACUUCAGUAAAGAGGAUAAUUAAGCAAAUAAUCACCCACUCCAGUAAAGUUCUACGGUUUCCAAACCCAGAAGACAAAAAAUUGGAAGAAAUCAUUGCUCAGAUUAUGAGUGUGGAAGCCACUAUUGCCCGGGCAAGGUCACUGAAAGCAAAGUUUGGGAUAGAGAAAUGUGAUGAAGAGGAGGAACGCAAGGAUCUAGAAAAUUUUGUAAAUAGCUUUUUGGAACAGCCAGAGGUACCUGUCAUUGGUGCUGGAAGAGGGCCUGCCGGCACUAUAAUUCAUAAACUUUUCAUGAAUGCACAGAGGGUAGCCACAAUGCUGCCAUUUGAUGAAGAACUGAAGAGGUCUGGCUCCUCAGAUGAGAAGCGAUUGAGUUCAGGAUCAGUUGCAGAUUUUCCAUCACCUGCAGGGCGUGAAGUUAUUUUACGCAUGACCAUCCCUCGGCCUGCCCCUUAUUCUAAACCUCUGCCUCAGCGAAUGUAUAGUGUUUUUACAAAAGAUGACUUCCGACUUGCAGGUGCCUUCUCAUCUGAUACAACAUUCUUCUGAUGUCACUGUGUACUCCACUGGACUUUCCAUCUCAUCUUGGUGGAAUGUAGCAGCCCUGUCUUGCUGUGGAAGUGUGUGUCCUGAGAAGUAUAGCUUUGGAAACUAGGAUAAUCCUAUUGUAAUUAGUAAUCAGCUUCCUCAGAAGCUAGGCACUUUUAGUGCCUAUGCUGAAUGCUAACUUUGUCAGAAGGAAUAGAUUAUGAAUAUGGUUUUGGAGAACUGUAAAUUGUUUCUGUUUAAAUCCCUUAUCUAACUUUAGCUAUUACAUAGGGCUUUGUAAAUAUAUUUUGUGGGAAGUGGGAACAGGACUGCUGCUGUGCGUUGUUGAGCUUUUUUCUGAUUGAGGCAAUCUGUAGACCAUGAACAACAUAUGAUAGGACUAUAUUUAUUAAUAUCAAGUGUACAAUUUAAGUAUUUUUGCAACUUGUAGUAUUCUAGUACCAGGUUUUAAAAGCUGAUUCUCUUCUAUUUUAUGCUUACCUAUAAAGCUGUGCACUAGUUAUAUGAUGCCAACAUAAUUAGGUUAAAGCUGUGUAAAGCUUCAGUAAAAUGUAGUUUCUGAAAUUCAGUUAAUACCUGAUGUUUACUGAAGCUGGCCAAAAAUCAACUAACCUGCACCAGCUUCUGUAAGCUUAUAAAAAAGGUCAUGAAAGGGUUUCAGACUACCACCAGCACUCUUGCUAUAUGGACCACUAACUUUUACCUUUCCAUAUUGUCAUGCACCUGUUUGCUUAUGUAUGUAUGUAUGUAUGUACUGAUCUAAUAAGUAAAGGAUUAUUUUAAUGCA
Messenger RNA from Eublepharis macularius, 3778 nucleotides. It is a transcript of the gene RAB3GAP1, whose product is annotated as RAB3 GTPase activating protein catalytic subunit 1. Gene Ontology annotation, biological process: positive regulation of GTPase activity. Bases 31 to 2991 code for a protein of 986 amino acids. The transcript is spliced from 24 exons. NCBI's taxonomy places the organism in Eukaryota, Metazoa, Chordata, Lepidosauria, Squamata, Eublepharidae. Gene Ontology annotation, molecular function: GTPase activator activity. The record is from RefSeq and is a predicted model, not a curated record.